Molecule: messenger RNA, 4326 nt
Organism: Parasteatoda tepidariorum (common house spider)
Lineage: Eukaryota; Metazoa; Arthropoda; Arachnida; Araneae; Theridiidae
Product: serine/threonine-protein kinase tousled-like 2
Biological process (GO): intracellular signal transduction; peptidyl-serine phosphorylation; chromosome segregation
Cellular component (GO): nucleus
Molecular function (GO): protein serine/threonine kinase activity; ATP binding
Source: RefSeq, a predicted model, not a curated record
GUCUGUCUGUUCUCUUCUCCGCUCCCCCCUCUCUUUUCCUUCCUUAGCAGUGGUUGUGUAUGCUGUUGUGUGUUGAGCCAAGAUGGUAGCUUGCAGUCUGCUUAUACUGAUGACUAGAUCAUACGAUCUAACUGCGAUUUUGGACUGCGGAUUUUUAAGCACGGGCGUAGGCUUUAUGCUGCUUCCAUCUUGCUUUUCAUCAUACGUGGCUGCCUGAACCUCGUGUGCUAGAUUUCUUUGUUUUGUUUUUCUCUCUCUCUCCUUAUUUAUUUAAAUUUUUUUCUUUCUGUUUUGUCUUUUAUUUAUUUUGUCGGGAUGAGUGGUGGUUUCCCAUUUCUGUUGUUGACUCGCUGCAGUUGUGCUGGCGGCUGCGGUGGUCAAAGUAGAAGUAAUAUUACUAUUAUGUUAGUUUAUUGUCGUCGUUGUUGUUGCGAGGGGACCUUUUCACUGUGAUGUUUCUUAUGACGGCAAUAAGGAAUGAAAGUUCAAAAAUAUGUUAAGUUGCAACAGUACAAGUGGGAAACUAAAGCAAUGGAUAAUAUCCAUACUCUGGAUCCCCGAAAACAGGAACUUUUAGAAGCCAGAUUUAUUGGUAACAGAGGUCUAGUCAAUUUUAAUAUUCAUGCUCAGCAGUUGCCUCUUCAACUGCAGCAACAAUUAGUACAACCUCCCAUGAUGACUCUUCCUGGGAAUCUGCCGCUUCAAGCUCAAACUACAACAUUAGGAAUCAAUCAUGCCUCAUCUGGGACCAGCAGUAACAGUAACAUAAACAAUAAUCCUGAUUCCAAUCUCAGUGCUGCCAGUUAUGGAUCUCACACUAGUGAUAAAGAAUUAGAUACUCCUGAAAAACUCGGACAUCGGACUACCAGUGGAUCGGAGAGAAAGAGAAAAAGAAAAGAUGAUGGCAUGAAAUCUGCACGUGAAAGUGCUAAAAAAAUUAAUGAGUAUUUUAAGGGUCAUAGUCCUAGUCGCUAUGCUGGUUCUAAGUCUCCUACACCUCAAAGUUACAUGUAUGCUCAAGUGCAGCAGAAUAUGGGUUCGCCAUCUAGUACUCCCCUCAGUGCCAGUAUAGAUUAUUCAAGCCUAAUGGCGCCUCCUCUAUGUCAUGCCAUCUAUCGAUCAGUGCAAACAGAUCUUACCAUUAAUAAAAUCAAGGAGCUUGAAAAUAAGUCUGCAUUAGACCUAGAAAUGCGUGAUAAUCGAAUUGAAGAGCUUCAAAGGGCAAAUGAAGAAUUAAAGCGUCAACUUUCAACCCAGCAGAAAACAGCUGAGAAAAUGAAGGAUCAACUUCAGCGAUGUCAUGAUGUUACUAAACAACUAUUAAUAGAAAAGUCUUUAAUGGAAAAGAAAGCAUGUCGUCAAAAAUGUAUGCAAAAUAGGUUAAGGCUUGGUCAAUUUAUAACACAAAGGCAAGGAGCUUCAUUUGCUGAAAAUUGGGUGGAUGGUUUUGCAUUUACUGAACUAAUUAAAAAACAAGAACAAAUAGCAAUGGAAAGAGAAGAAAUUGAAAAGCAGCGUAAAAUGUUAGGUAAAAAGAAGCCAAAUGCAACUCAGCCUAGAGGUAGAGCUAAUUCAGCUUUAGCAAACGGUGACUUUCUUCGACCUGAUCCCCUCAAAGAUUUACUCAGCUGGUCUGAGUAUUUUGAACAAGAAGAAAUCUUUAAAUUAAGACAAGUCUCUUUGAAGAAGGAGGACACUGAUUUGCAAUUAGAGUUAGAGAAAUUAGAAAGGGAAAGAAAUCUUCACAUUCGAGAACUAAAAAGGAUUCACAAUGAAGAUCAAUCUAGGUUUAAUAAUCAUCCUGUAUUACACGAAAGGUAUCUACUGCUCACACUACUGGGUAAAGGUGGUUUUAGUGAAGUACAUAAGGCUUUUGACCUGAAAGAGCAAAGGUAUGUGGCUUGUAAAGUUCACCAAUUAAAUAAAGACUGGAAAGAUGACAAAAAAGCAAACUACAUAAAGCAUGCCCUUAGAGAAUAUAAUAUUCACAAGUCCCUUGAUCAUCCUCGUGUUGUAAGGCUGUAUGAUGUCUUUGAAAUAGAUGCCAAUUCCUUUUGUACAGUCUUAGAAUACUGUGAUGGUCAUGAUUUAGAUUUCUACCUCAAACAACAUAAAAAUAUUCCUGAAAGAGAAGCCAGGUGUAUUAUUAUGCAAGUCGUUCAUGCCUUAAAGUACCUGAAUGAAAUCAAACCACCUAUUAUACAUUAUGAUCUCAAACCUGGAAACAUUUUACUAGGCAGUGGGGAAAUUAAAAUAACAGAUUUUGGAUUGAGCAAAAUUAUGGAUGAUGAAAAUUAUAGUCCUGAAGUAGGAAUGGAUCUUACUUCUCAGGGUGCUGGAACAUAUUGGUAUCUUCCACCUGAAUGUUUUGUUGUUGGUAAAUCUCCUCCUAAAAUAUCAUCUAAAGUUGAUGUCUGGAGUGUAGGUGUAAUAUUUUAUCAGUGCCUGUAUGGAAAAAAGCCAUUUGGUCAUAAUCAGUCUCAAGCUACAAUAUUAGAAGAAAAUACUAUUUUAAAAGCUACUGAAGUAGAGUUUCCUGCCAAACCUGCUGUUAGCAGUGAGGCCAAAAAUUUUAUUCGGAGGUGCCUACAAUAUAGGAAAGAAGACAGAAUAGAUGUUAUUUCACUGUCGGCUGAAGACUAUUUAAAACCAAAUUACUCUAAGCACAGUAGACAGUCAAGUACAUCUCUGGACAAAACAUAGCCUUCUCUCAACUAGUUAACUAAAUUUUCAUUUUUUUCUAAUUAAAUGUGUAUAUAUAGCCUAUUUGUGAGUGACAACAACACUCUGUUAAGGCAUCUUCAGCUCAAAAGGUUGAUUGUUGCUAUUUCCUAAAUACAUGGAAAACAAAAAAAAAAAGAACUCUACUUCCUCAUUGGUCAGCAAGAGGAGCUUGCACUUCAACCUCUAGCUGAUUAUAUUCUGCUUCAUUCCUUGUUCCUAAAUCGCUCUUGAGGUCUGCCAAGGAAGUUGAAAAAAGAAGAAGAAAAAAAAAGAAGUUGCUGUGAUAAGGAAAGUGUGGGUGGACUGGACACUAAAAAAUUUCGCCCACACACAAGCAUUGGAAUUAUAUAUAUAAAUAUCAUAAUUAUAUAUAUAAUAAAUGUAUGUAUAAAAUUUGGACUCAAAAAAAAAAAGGCAAAAUAAGCACCAUCACACUUUGAUUUUUGUGAUUGAAUUUAUUUUGUUUUUUGAUGCAGCUGUCGGGAACUAGCUCUCGCUGCGGUCUGUAAGUAGUGUGUACAAUGAAAGUGUGUAAAUGUGCAUUGUGUGCUUGGAAUUAGUGUGUGGCCUAUGUGAAGAGAUGGGUUUAAAUGUGUGUGUUUAUUUGAAAUAGAGUUUGAAUGUGAUGAUGAAAGCUUGACAAUUCCAUGCUUCCAGAAGUAGUUUAUACAUUGGGCUUUCUUCAAACCCCUCUCCUUGUAAUGCUGUUGUGUAUACAAUAAGUCAAUUCCGUGAAAGAAUCAUUGCAAAAGGGUAAAGACGGAAGUCGGCAAACAAUAAAUAUGAAAAUGAAUUAUUUGUAGGAACUUAGAACUUUAGUUUUUUGAAAAUAUUAAAUUAAAUUUAUAGCAGGGUUAGCUUUUUUAUUUUAAAAAUUCGUAUGUUAUGAGACAAGCCAGGGGUUUGUCCAGGUCAAAUUUUAGCAGUACCUUCACAAAUUCAACUUUAGAAAAAACGGUAGGGUAAACUGAGAUUCUCCGCCUCUUAAAAUUUUGUUUUUGUAUCCCCACAAAAAAAAAAAACUGUAAAUCGCAGAGUUUUUUUAAAAAUUAAGCAACGAGGUUCUCUAAACACAGGAAUUCCAAAUUCAAACAUUAUCUUCAUUAUUGUAAAUUUAUUCUAACAGACCUUUAUUUUUUAUGAAAUAUUUUUUUCUCUCUAUGAAACUUUUUUCUGUCUGACCUAGUCGAAAAUAAUGAAAGUUCUGAUAAUGAAAAUAACUUUUAGUUCUAGUUCUUCUAAAUGCAAGUUAAAAUUUAACUAUGGACAAUGAAUUUUUAAAUUUGGAUACAAUUUUAAGCUCGGAAUUUUACAAUAGCAAAAUUAUUUUCUAAUAUAUGGGGGAAAAUAUUUGGAAAUUUUCCAGUCAUAAAUGAUUUUUAUUUGUAGUGACAAUUUUUUUAAAUAAUUUCUUAUUUUACCAUAUUUUGGUGUUGAUUUUUAAUGUGACUUUUAAUUUUCACAAAAUAGGUACUUCUCCAAAAAAACCUAGACAGACCCCUGCAAGCAUCAAUAGUUGAUUUAAACUUUCUAAAACCUAGCAUGGGAUCUUGUGAUCGUGAUAAAACUUAAAAAUAUAAAAUAAACCUUCAGUUUCAUGAU